AUGCUGAUCAAGAAAAGAAGCCCCCAGGCCCGGGCCGGGGCCGUGCCCCGCAGACAGCGCCAGGCGGCCACCAGCAGCACCAGCACCAGCAACACUGCGGCCAUGCUGGGCCUGGCCCCGGCAGGAGCUGAACCAAGCCACCGCCCCGCCACGGGACUGGAGGGUUUUUUUGCCCACUCCGACACCACAGGGAGCCGUCCCGGGGACAGCGGAACCUCCGCAGGGGGAGGCCGGGCCAUGCCCCCGCCCCGGCCCCGGGCGGGGCUGCCCCGUGCCCGGCCCCGGCCGUCCCGCCGCGGUCUCGCCUUCGCCCGGCUCUGGCCGUACUGGCGGUGGCGCUGCUGGGCGGGCAUCAGUGCCUGGUGCGGGGGCGGCAUCGCCGCCCUUCGGCUCCGCCUGGCCCGAGCCCGGCCCCGGACCCGAGGCAGGGUCCAGUCCCGACCCCGGCCCCGGCCCCGGCUCCUCCCGGGGCCCGCGGAGGACACACGCGGCGCGGCCGCUCCCGCCGCCUCCGCUGCGGCUUCCCCGGCCCGAGCUCCGCCGCUCGGCAGCGCGGCCUCCGGCCCCGAGCCGCCGAGGCCCGGGGCGGGUGGGGAUGCCGGGCCCGGGGCGGGUGAGGGGCGCUCGGGGGCCGUUGCUGGCCCCGGGCCGAGCGCUGACCGCCGCGUCCCGCCCGCAGGGAAGGCGCAGGAGGCCCUGCAGGAGCGGUACCGGCUGGGUUCGCUGCUGGGCCGCGGCGGCUUCGGCAGCGUCUUCGCGGCCACGCGGCUCUCGGACGGCGCCCCGGUGGCCAUCAAACGCGUGCCGCGGGAUCGCAUCCGGCACUGGGGCGAGCUGCCCGACGGCACCAGCGCACCCCUGGAGAUCAUGCUGCUGGCCAAGGUAUCCCGUGGCUGUGGCAGUGUCAUUCAGCUCCUGGAGUGGCUUGAGCUCCCCGACAGCUUCCUGCUGGUGCUGGAGCGUCCGGAGCGGUGCCAGGAGCUCUCGGGUUUCCUGGCGGAGCGAGGGUUCCUGCCAGAGGAGGAGGCGCGGGAGCUGUUCCGCCAGGUGCUGGAGGCCGUGCGGCACUGCACCAGCUGCGGGGUCCUGCACCGGGACAUCAAGCCCGAGAACAUCCUGCUCGACCUGGCCAGCGGGCAGCUGAAACUGAUCGACUUUGGCUGUGGCGCCUUCCUCCAAGACACAGCCUACACCCAGUUUGCAGGAACCCUGUCCUACAGCCCACCAGAGUGGAUCCAGCACCAGCGCUACCACGGCGAGGCAGCCACGAUCUGGUCCCUGGGCCUCCUGCUGUGCCACCUGGUCAUGGGGAAGCACCCGUUCAGGAGGGGCCAGGAGAUCAUCCGGGGGCGGAUCUUGUUCCCACGAUGGCUCUCUCAAGCGUGCCAAGAUGUCAUUAAGAGGUGUUUGUCCAUGCAACCCUCGGACAGGCCAUCCUUAGAAGAUCUUUUCUGUCAUCCUUGGGUGAAGGAUGUUUCCCUGCCCUAG
Zonotrichia leucophrys gambelii is the source of this 1488-nucleotide messenger RNA. Its product is annotated as serine/threonine-protein kinase pim-1-like. The record is from RefSeq and is a predicted model, not a curated record. Gene Ontology annotation, biological process: protein autophosphorylation. The transcript is spliced from 7 exons. The coding region runs from base 1 to 1488 and encodes 495 amino acids. Gene Ontology annotation, molecular function: protein serine/threonine kinase activity; ATP binding. Gene Ontology annotation, cellular component: cytoplasm. Lineage: Eukaryota; Metazoa; Chordata; Aves; Passeriformes; Passerellidae.